This is a messenger RNA of Mytilinidion resinicola, 1581 nucleotides long. RefSeq lists its product as uncharacterized. Gene Ontology annotation, molecular function: triacylglycerol lipase activity. The record is from RefSeq and is a predicted model, not a curated record. Bases 1 to 1581 code for a protein of 526 amino acids. The transcript has a single exon. NCBI's taxonomy places the organism in Eukaryota, Fungi, Ascomycota, Dothideomycetes, Mytilinidiales, Mytilinidiaceae. Gene Ontology annotation, biological process: triglyceride catabolic process.
AUGGACUGGGAAAAUCGAUGGCCUUAUCGGACUGCAAUCUAUCAAACUGGUUACUCUCAGUUCUUCGAUUCCUACACCGAUCAGUGCGAUGAUACUUCAUUCUACGUUAUCGAUUUUAUAGGGCCGAAGAUCACGAAAGAGCUACGAAUCAAGCUAAAUAGGCUCACACACGAGGUUAGUUAUGUUCUGGCAUAUUACUCGGAUCUCUUGAAUGUACAAUACUCGCACGCAUUCGGAAAUCCGAGCAUAUUAUCAGGCGCCGUCAGUUUUGUCGAUGUCGACAUUGGUUACGAUGGACAUAGAUUCUGCCGACAGGGUGUUCAGGAGCCUGACCAUCACAACCCAAACACACAUUUCUCCAACCUCAACUUGCUCGUGACAGCAGACAACGAGACGGUAGCGGUCGGCGAUACGAACAUGACGAUUCCUCGCGAAAAUGCUACGGUUGGAUGGAUCGACGCCAACUACGGCGAUGGCGUGCAUGCAGCCUGGGUGUGGGUUACGAAAACGUUUCAUCCGACUCCAGCUGGGUUCACUCACACCAAAGAUAUCGUAAUCUUUACCAAGCUAUUAUUCCGGCAAGCCAUGCAAUACUGGGCGUUCACUGCCAGAGAUGUUGAUCUUCUGGUUCUGGGGGAUUACGUCGCAUUUGCCUCCCAAGACCCGAAUUCCGACAUUUAUCAAGGAAUUAUCCCUCAUUUGAAGGCCGUCUUCCUAAACCACCAAUACUACAACUUGCCUUGGGGGUCAGAAUAUUUUGUUAGGGCAACAUUCAUGGGCUCACAGAAGCCAGAUAACGCCAACUCGGAGUUCCACGAAUGCUACAAACUGGCAUCCAUCGACGAGUUGCACGCCAAGUUCGUCGCGGCGCCUGAUUUCCAUCUUCAAAACAAGGUCAUCCUUCUGCUGGCCGGAACUAUCGACGUGCUGUAUGAUAUGGAUUUGGACAACAGGCCCAACCGCUACACCAGCCUUAUACACGAUAUUUUUGACGCGGACCCUGACGCCAAGAUAUUCGCUGGCCACAUUCCCAUGAUCGGCUUCGACUUCCAGGACCCAUUCAAGUGGUAUGGGCUUCAGAAAAGAGUUGCGCAGUUCAACGCUCGCCUCAAUGCACUUGUUGACCAGCUAUCAACAGAAGGCCACUACCGCAUCAUGACCGUUCACACCUCGGCCACCACAAAAGAGCACCUGGAUGGGGAUUUACUGUUACCCAAUACACGAGGAUAUCUUCGCAUUGCUCUCAACUUCGUCGAGCACAUGGCCAUGGCCGCGUUAAUGGGAUGGUUUCGCGACCCGUCCUCGAAUGGCGUGGACAGUCAGCCUCCAGCGCGCCCCGGCGACAACGACACACUUGUCGUUGACAAAGUAACCUGCAAUCAAGAGUUCCAAUACUUUACAGGGCAGGGUAUGCCGACAAAAGAAGACAUCCUCAAGUCCAUCCUGCGGGGCGCCUCCAUGGAUGACUUUAUCACCAAGGUUGCCUGCAACGCCUCCGAGAUCUGCAAGUGGGCUGUUGAUGGAGUAGUAAGUCUGCUCUCUCAAACCUCCCCAUUUCUUGUUUCAAGACAACGAAUCUAA